AUGGAAGGACUAACACCGAAUGCCUCAGUUUUCCAGUUGAUUGAAUCUCUUCGUUCCAACCACUCCAAGUGUUAUGACGAUUACUUGUGUGACCAUCCAGGAAUGAGUCAAGCGAACCACUACGUGCUCGGGUUUGCCUGUUUCUUCCUGUGCCUCGGAGGGAUCGUGAGUAACUUGGUCCUGCUCCCAGCAUACAAUCUGGGCUUGAAUCGAUCCGGAGCCACCGUCUACCUGACUGCCAUGGCCGUGUUAGAUCUACUCUAUUUGUUCCUCGCUUUGGUCAUGGUGGUUUCUCGUUACAUGACAAGUGACUUUCAGGAACAAAUGGUUUCAUACGCCCGCUUCUCAGCUCGCCUUGUUCCAGUUGGUUUACCUUUGAUGCAAAUGUGUGAGCUCGUUGUGGUUUGGCUCGUUGUAGCGCUGCUAGCCAAUCGGUUGAUGUAUCUGAAAUUCGGUUGUCAAGCCAAGUUGUUGUGUUCCCAGUUACAAGCGUUCAAGUCAGUCGCUGCUCUGAUCGCGUUUGGCGUGGCUUAUUCUGGCUGUAAAUUUUUGGAGUACAGACUGGAAGAAUUCAACUCAACGGACGUGGUGCGCGUCGUAUUCACGCCAGUUGGGGGAACUUCACUGUACAAGAACUUGAUGUACCAUUGGCUCAAGGUACCACUUCAAAUGUUCCUACCGUACCUCAUUGUGGGUGUGCUCAUCUCUGUGGUCGUCAGUAAAAUGUUGAACUUGCAUACCUCAAAGUGGAAGGCAGUCGCCAGUCUUUGUAACGACACCGCUUGCGCUUGUGUUUGCCGCACAGGGGUUUGUGGUUCCGAGUGUCAAGAAGGUGCUUUCAAACGCAUAGCACCCCCGACAGUGCAAAUUGUACACGCUUCUCGCAACCAAUCUGCCGCGGAUAUCACGCCGGAAGUACGCAUCGACCAACCGUCAGUACACAAUCCACCGUCGAAUACGGGCGGGAAGCUAAUGAAGCAUGUCUCCACCGAGGCUCUAGAUCCAAUCGAAGAGGAAUUAGCUUACCUCUUUUUCGAAUUGCCUCACGUGGACGAGACACGAGAGCACGCCAAUGUGGUUACUGCUGUUUGUAUUGGUCUCUUGCUACUCUUGUUCAAACUACCAAAGUUCUUGUCGCACGUCUUGACCACAGAAGACUAUAUCCACUAUGAUCCUGUCGUGGUUACAAUGGUCGAUCACUUUUUGGAUACCAUUUUUGCCGCCUGCAAACCAUCCGUGUGCAUUUUGGUUGGUGCACACUUUAGGCGUGUGCUACUUACGCCCGCGCAAUGCUGUCUGAUUCACUCAACAGAAGCGGUUAUUGCUGUCCGUUCCCCUGAGACAAAUCCGGAUGUGGAGAUGCAAGAUCUUUCCGCCGUGUAAUUUCUGAAGCACUGUCAUUUCCCUGUUCGUACGUGCAAUACCAUACACUAGUCUUCAUUGUCUGAGAUCGGCUAUUAGUUUUCAUUUGUUUCCCUAUUAUGCUACACACACUCUAUGUAACCGCAUUUUAUCCAUCCUCUCUAUCAGCACGUUUUGCUAUAUCUCUCGGAGUCUUUCAAACAACUAGCGCCCCGUACGUCGUCGGUUUUGUUGUUGCAAACGUCCUAGUCAUUUCAUCUGACGGCAAAUAGGUGUAAAUUCGACACUCCCCACUACACUAUUGACUUUCAGUACCGUUGCUGUGAUAAACCGUCACUUUUUUCCGUUUACUGUCGUCUGUUGUAUUAGCACCUUGUUUCACGUAUACCACUUCAUACUGCAUUUAUCUCCGAUUUCCGGC
Molecule: messenger RNA, 1783 nt
Organism: Opisthorchis viverrini
Lineage: Eukaryota; Metazoa; Platyhelminthes; Trematoda; Opisthorchiida; Opisthorchiidae
Exons: 3
Coding region: 1-1383 (460 amino acids)
Source: RefSeq, a predicted model, not a curated record